UUCUCAAUCUCAACUCAUUUUAUUUACAUUCAUGAAAUGUUUAACUAGAGUUAGGAAAUACGUGUUAAAUCAGUGACCACCCUCACAGCUUCACUGUAUGGUAGUGAAACUGUUGAGGACAGAAACCUGUUAGACGAGAUGUCUGAGAGAGAACUAGUGAAUGACAAGACGUCACACGGGAGCUGAAACAUUCCUUUGGUUGUGGUUGUACUGUAGGGUCAGCACUGAAAACCUUCUGCAUGAGUAAACAGGUGGAGUUAUAAUGGAAUUUGCUUGUGGGUUUGUUUACGUGCCGCCAUCAGUGACUCAGAAGAACGACAAGCGAGUCAUAAAACGCUCAGCUCUUCUUCCUCCUGUUAACCGGACCCGUCCUCGCACUCCUCCACCUCCUCCUCCAACAAGCUCUCCUGAAGCCAGAUCACCCAAAGCACCCAUAUCUCCCCCCAAGUUUAUCAAACAGUUGGAAAAAAACAAAGAAGUGAAGCAGGUUGUGAAGCACGCUCCCUUCUAUGAAAAUGCAGCAUUUCACAACAAAACAGAGGCAGCUACUUCGAUCAGUGUGACUCCUCAGCACACACCGAAACCUCCUCGAAGAACAGCUCUUAUCCCCCCUCACAUGCGGCCUCCACCAAACAGCGAGCCUUCUCCUGACAGCCAGCCGCUCCCUGCAUCCAACACCAACAGUCAGGUGUUUACCUAUGACCUACCUGAAGAUGAACCAGAUCUAAAUGCACAACCCUGGGACCCAAACUACUCGUACACCACACCAGAAGGCACAGGGCUCCCAGUAAAGCCGCCAAUGGAAAACAGCAGCAUUUUGCCGCAGACGUCAGCCCCGCCUCUCCCUCCACGACCUUCAUUCAUGAAGUCAAUGCCCGAGUACUUAGCGAUCUUACCUUCGAAGAGCUCAUCUUCUUCAUCCUCAUCAUCACAAAGAUCACCCUCAGACCAGCCAUGUGCACCAUCAAUUACAAGAUCAGCAGAUAAGGGUCACCUGCCAGGGAAUCCUAAUGUUCUCCUCGUCAGUUUAGGAAAAUUACUCUCAGAGGGACGGGUGCAGGCCAUACAGGGAGAGCCCCCCUCCUGCUCUCAGUGUGGCUCCGUGCUCGAUUGCUGCUACGACAAUGUGGUGAGUUCAUGUUACUUCUGUGAGCCCAGUGACUUGACCAGCGCUCCCAGUGAACCACAGAGUCCACUGACUGGUUCCCAGGAUGGCCUCUUUGUGCUCAACCCUGAUGUAAAGUCGCUGUGCGCUGAGGAUGCUCUGCUGCUCUUCUGCAUUGAUAUCUCAGGCUCUAUGAGCAUUACCUCACAGGUGUUAGAGGGAGAGCAAUUUGUCCACAGAUCCCGACUUCAUGUUGUUCAGGAAGCUGUGCUGCAGUCUGUUCAAAGACUGAGUGAACAACAACCUGAGUUACGAGUGGGACUCAUCACCUUCAAUUAUCGGGUGACACUGCAUGGACAUGAAAACUUCCCCUCACAUUUCCUGAGCGGUGCUGAGUUGGCAGACAGUGACUAUCUGAAAGAGGCUGCAGCCAGUUUUCCCAUCCCUCCUCCCCUCUCGCAGACCAAGGACUGCUUACAGAGACAAGUCCAGGGAUUAUCUGAAAGUGGGACCACAGCUCUUGGUCCAGCUGCUCUCCUGGCGAUUGCGAUGGCCUCCAGACAGCCCGGGUCUAAGGUGAUUAUCUGUACAGAUGGGAAGGCCAACACUGAUUUGGGGGAUCUCGAGGUAGAGGAUAACGACGCUCACACCCUCCUCUCGUCCACCAUCUUCUACCAGGAGCUGGGCGAAUACGCUGCCAAUCAGGGUGUGACAGUGUCUGUGCUGUCCAUAGAGGGGACGGACUGCAGGCUGGAUGAGCUGGGACAACUCGCUGAUCGCACAGGAGGGACGGUGGUGGUAGCAAGUCCAAACAGGUUGCAUUCAGAGUUUGAACAUAUAAUCAACAGCAGGACCAUUGCUACACAUUGCACUGUCACUUUACUGCUGCCUCAGUCGCUGUGUGUCAGAGGAGAGAGGGAGUCCGGGCACAAAGGGACCAGAGAGGUGGGGAACGUAGCCCCACACACAGAGAUCACCUUCCAGUUUGGAGCCAAUGAAUCAGACGCAGACGCUCCAGCCUCUGGUAGCCGUGUGUCUAUCCAACUGCAUGUCAGGUACAGGCAGGGGAACGGGCAGAGGAUGCUCAGAGUGAUCACAUCAGACCGAGUAGUCACUGACGACAGCUCGGCGGCCCUCUCCUCUCUUUCUCUGGCCAUCAUUCAGCUCAACUCGUCGCAGGCCAGCGCGUCUCUGGCCCUCAGAGGACGCUUCCUGGAUGCCCUGAAGGAAGGCGAGCCACAGAGGAAGCUGAUUGAAAGAGCGAUAGAGCAUAAUCACAGUGCAGAGGACAAACAGACGUACCAAGAAUGGGUUAAAACGAUGGAGCCAAUAUACAACAACAUACACAACUUCACCAGGAGAAAAUCUGUGAUUUCAGACUCACAGUCCCUAACAGAUGCUGGUGCAGCGCUGUUCUAUACCAUGAAGCACUGCAACAGGAAGUCCAUCUCUCUGAAGAACAAACAGAAACUCUAGCUCGUUGAAAGCAGCUCAACGAUACGCUGUUUGACUUUGAUUAUCUGGCUGAAAAACAUACCCUUCAAAUGUUCCACAAUGUGAAUAAUAUAAACAGAAAACAUUGCCAUAUGUUAAAUAAAGAUCUGUGUGAAGCUGGA
This is a messenger RNA of Labrus mixtus (cuckoo wrasse), 2721 nucleotides long. Its product is annotated as circularly permutated Ras protein 1-like. The transcript is spliced from 21 exons. The record is from RefSeq and is a predicted model, not a curated record. Bases 263 to 2581 code for a protein of 772 amino acids. Gene Ontology annotation, cellular component: COPII vesicle coat; endoplasmic reticulum exit site. Lineage: Eukaryota; Metazoa; Chordata; Actinopteri; Labriformes; Labridae. Gene Ontology annotation, molecular function: zinc ion binding; SNARE binding. Gene Ontology annotation, biological process: endoplasmic reticulum to Golgi vesicle-mediated transport; intracellular protein transport; COPII-coated vesicle cargo loading.